AUGGGGAAUCCGUACUCUUACCCGGAGGUAUCAGAUUUUACGCUCAUGGUCGCUGGAGCUGGCGGCGGAGUAAUUGGUGCCGAGCGAGCGGGCUUCCUGGAGAUCUUCUUAGCUGCAAUUGUCACUUCAGGGUAUGGUGCCCUGCAAGGGUACACAUUAGAUAAACCCUCCAGAUCCGGAUUAACCACAGGGCCAGGAUUCUCUGCUGGAGUGGGAAUUACAAGAAUAGGAGCCACUGGCGUAGGAAGUACCGGUGGUUUGAUCGGAGAUGGGAUCUCCUCCAUUACUGACGCCAUUGCCGCUGGAUGCAAGGAGGGAGAAAUUCUGCAUGUGGAUGGAACUUGCGUAGUUCCUGAAGUGUCUAGGAAAGUUUUUGUUGUCGAUGUUCCCCAACAACAACAACUAUCAGGUCCUCCACCAAGUGUUCCUCCUCCUAAAGUGGAUCAUAAUAUUCUGUUUGUGCGUCUUCCUGAAGAAGGUCUUGCACCUGAACCUAUCGUUGUUCCUCCACCAAGGCAAAACAACAUUGUCUACGUCCUUAACAAGCAGAACGAGCAGGCUCAAAGGGUCAUUGAGGUUGAAGCUCCUCCACCUUCAGAGCCUGAAAUCUACUUCGUCAACUACGAUGAUGGAGAAAAUCCUACUCUUCCUGGAGGUAUCGAUCUUCUUACUGCUCUUGGAUCCGCUGCCGAGACUGGCGGAGAAGUAAUUGGUGCCGUAGGAGGCGCUGGUGCCGCUGGAGGUAUUGGUGGAGUCUCAGGUCUACAAGGAGGAGGCGCCGGACAAGGCGUCAAUGGCGGAAGCGGCGUUGGUCUUGCAGGUGGCGUCGGCGGAGGUGCCGGACACAGCGGUAUUAGUGGAGUUUCAGGACUUGGAGGCAACCAGGGAGUUUCUGGUGGAGUAUUUGGUGGAAAUAUCGUAUCAAAUGGUGGCUUUGGAAUCAGCGCAGGAAGUACUGGUGGACAAGUUCGACCAGGAUCCCAGGGUAAUUUUGGCACCCCAUCAGGCCUAUAUUCAACACCAUAGACGAUAAAACGACUACUUAUUGAACUGUACAAGAGUCUGUAUUAUUUAUUGAAGUAAUUACG
Molecule: messenger RNA, 1088 nt
Organism: Penaeus monodon (black tiger shrimp)
Lineage: Eukaryota; Metazoa; Arthropoda; Malacostraca; Decapoda; Penaeidae
Product: pupal cuticle protein 36-like
Exons: 3
Coding region: 1-1026 (341 amino acids)
Source: RefSeq, a predicted model, not a curated record